AUGAGUUCGUAUUUUGUGAACCCCACUUUCCCUGUUUCACUGCCCAGUGGCCAGGACUCCUUCCUCGGACAGAUCCCACUCUAUACAACGGGGUAUGAUGCUCUAAGGCACUUUCCAGCUUCCUAUGGGGCAGCGACGCUCCAGGACAAGAGUUACUCGUCACCUUGUUAUUAUCAACAAUCCAACUCAGUAAUAGCUUGCAAUCGUGCAUCGUAUGAGUAUGGAGCUUCGUGUUUCUAUCCUGAAAAGGAUCUAACCAGUGUUUCGCCAUCCGGUAGUGGAAAGCAUAGAGCCCAGGAUGAAUUCUUUUCCUCAGACCAACAUUACAAAACAGAUUGUGCGCAAAACAAAAUUUUAAGUGAAGAAGGAAACGACCGGAAGUACAGUACUCCAAUUUAUCCUUGGAUGCAACGAAUGAAUUCAAGUUCUAGUUCUGUAUUUGGGCCACAUGGGCGUCGAGGACGACAGACCUAUACACGAUUCCAAACUCUUGAGUUGGAGAAAGAAUUUCACUUUAACAGAUAUUUAACUAGACGCCGCCGGAUAGAGAUUGCGAACGCCCUCUGCCUCACAGAACGUCAGAUCAAGAUCUGGUUUCAGAAUAGGAGAAUGAAAUGGAAAAAGGAAACCAAACUUCUAAAUACAACAGAAUCCAACAGCGAAGAUGCAGAGGAUAAAACAGGGGAGUAAGAGCGCGAAUUUGAAAGAAGUUAGUCUGGGCCUUUCUGUUUGGUAGUGAGUUAUUAUGUGCUCAUCCUGCUAAACAGUGCGGAAAAAAAUAUUCGUAUUUCUGUUUGCUUUCGUUGCCCCUCUCUUUGAGUUUGUGUCAAUGUAUAAGUGGUAGAGGAAGUGUUCAAAUAACUCUGCAUUCCACAGGAUACUAUAAUUAUACGGUAUUUAGGAUUAAUUGUUUUAUAAGUGCGAAGUGUGAAUGUUUCUGC
Molecule: messenger RNA, 941 nt
Organism: Carcharodon carcharias (great white shark)
Lineage: Eukaryota; Metazoa; Chordata; Chondrichthyes; Lamniformes; Lamnidae
Product: homeobox protein Hox-A6
Exons: 2
Coding region: 1-690 (229 amino acids)
Biological process (GO): regulation of transcription by RNA polymerase II; anterior/posterior pattern specification
Cellular component (GO): nucleus
Molecular function (GO): DNA-binding transcription factor activity, RNA polymerase II-specific; RNA polymerase II cis-regulatory region sequence-specific DNA binding
Source: RefSeq, a predicted model, not a curated record